UGCGGUUUCCUAAUACAUUUCGAUUUCGAUAAAAAUCUAUUUAUUUAAUAUUAUAUUGUAUAUGUUUAUUUUGAUAAAAAGAAUUUCCGGUUUAAUAAAAAGUAAAUUGUUUUUUUAAGCGUUUAAACGCCUAAACGCUAAAGGCCUUUAACGAAAAGUAAACGACGUUUUAACGCGUUUUUAAUUGAAAGUGUGUGCCUCAAGGCGUAUAAGUGUUUUUAAUUUCAAAUUUAUAUUAAAUUUUUCAAAUAAUAUAAAAUAAAAAAGGCGUUUUCCCGCUAUUUUGUAUGAAACAAGAAAAUAAAAUCUAUUGUAUUUAUUUGCAUCUAGUAAAGAGUUGUGUUGUGGAACAGAAAACUGCAAAAAAUCUGUAAUUUAAAACCAUUUGUUAUUCUAAUUGGAUUGACGUGUGUUUACACUCAAUAGCCAGCUACUAACUGUCCACAGUAGUACGUCAACAAAAACACACCAACUGCUUUAAAAUUUAUAUGCCAUUGUGUUCCAUUGACUUCCUCAAACAACCAGACUUUAUUUUACUAAUUUUCAAAGUAUUUUUACAAAAAAAAAAGUUUCUCACAUUAAACCAGCUAAAAAAGCUAACAAAAUAUAAAUAAAAAAAUCAAUACGUCUAAAAAUUGCUUUAAUCCUUUACGUGUUUAAAACGUGUUUCAAAGUGUGCGUGUUAUUUUUCCUUGUUUACAACGAAAAUAAAAUAUAUAGAAAACAUAAAAAGAAAAAUACACGUUUUAGUGCGGUUUCUAAGGUGACCAAUUUCAUCAAUUCAAUAAUAUUGGAACCACAAUAAAAACGUUUUACGUAAAAUAGAAAAAGUGCUACAACAAUUAGUCAACUUAAAUAAAAAUUUUCAUAUAUAUUUUCUCUAAAACGCAUUACAAAACACCGGAAAUUUUACCAGUUGUUCAAUUCAACCAACAACAAACGUCAGUCAAUAAUAUUCAACAGAUAUUUUCUUUUUGUAAAAAAAAAAAACAAAUAAAAACUACAAAAACCAAAAGAAAUAUUUCAAAAAUUUUUUCAUUUACUUUGGUGGGAUUAGUUCGCCAUUGAAUUUCUUUAAUGUCCAUCAGUACGCAACCUUAGUACUGUCCAAUCGUCGUGGCGACCACAAUUGCCCCUACCAAAAGAAGUUCAUCUCUCAAAUGAGAACAUCAAUCGUAAUCAUCACCUUCAGCAUUUGCAACCAGAAGACGACGACGUCGACAUCGACGAAAUACAAAUCAUCGACAGCGAUAUGGAACGAUUUCAUUUAAGUAGCAACAAUAAAAAAGACUCUUCCCUUAACGGUUCGCAACUCUCGAAUGCCAGUCACAAUGCCAAUAACUCGAAUAAGAAAUGGUCCUUUGGACGAUUCUUUCGUCGCAAGAAGGAAAUUGAAUCAGAAUCCUCGUCGGAAGAGGACCGUAAGGCUGGUUUUGUGCCCGCGCCAAAAUAUAAUCGCAGCGCUAGUAAUUCUGCGGCCGCCAUUACAUCAACGCCAAAUAAGAAAACCAAAUCAUCGAAAUCUGCUAGUCGUGGCAGUAAGUUAAUGAGCGGUAAUUUUGAUCAUGUCAUUGUGAGUCCCGGCAACAUGGGUAAUAGUUCACAGAAUUUAAGUUCGUCAUCAGUGCAACAUGUGGAUAAUGAAUUUUUCCUGCCCGUGGAAACUGUACCGGCUCAAGAGCCUUACUAUCAAAAUAAUGCUCAAGUGCAGGCGCCACAGCCGCAACAGCGUUUGCAUCAUUCUCAACAGUACCUGCCGCAUGUACCUCAAACGCAACAACAAAUGAUGAGUAGAUCUGCUCACUCUUUGGAUCGUAGAACGGCCCGGGCUAAACAGCGUUCGGCACAAAAGUUGGCCACAAAUGGUGUAACAGCUGCAGAGGUAGUAGGUUCCUCUUCGGAAGAGGAAAUAAUCUCUUUAAAUUCUACCACUUUUGCCAAAUACCGCAGUGAUGAAAGUAUUCACAGUGGCGGUCAGGCUCAUGCCAAUAAUGGCCAAAGUCGUAGAUCAAGGGCUGCACGCAAUGAACGUUACUACAAGCGUUUAUCGCGUGAUGGUGAGGUUAGUCACGGGCAGGUUCCCGUUAUGUAUGCUCAACAGCCUACUCAAAGAUGGAAGACGCAACCGGUGCCUUUGUCGAUUUAUCAGGCUCCCAAGCAGCAAGUGGCUGCACCACAACAACCUCAGCCUCAAAUGCGUUCUUCCGCCUCUCAAAACGGCCAAUACUCCAAAUUGCGUAAUACCAAUAGUUUGCAACAUAUGGCUCCAUACGUCCAAUGGAAUCAAAUGCAACAGCAGCAACCAAAGAAUUUACAAAACUCCGUCAAUGAUACUAAACGUAGCAUCAGCUAUGACAGUCAUAUACACUUGCAAAAUGCCAAUGGUAGAUUGCAAAAUAAACCCAUGCCGCCACCACCACCCCCUAGGGAUCCUUUAAGGAGGGUAAAUGUUAGUGGUCAUCUACAAGAUGGUAGUGCUGGUGAUUUGAGACCCUUGUCAUAUGCUUUUGAUCAAACAGGAGUGCCGGUCUUGCCCUCAUCGGGUUUGAAUGGCCGUUGUGUAUCGGAUGACAAGAUUUGGGCGCAACAGCCUCAUUAUCAAUCUAUACACUCGCUAAAUAUUACAUCUAAUCAGCAAAAUGCGGCUCCAGCAAAUCGUAGAUUCAUUACAAGAGCCGAAAGAGAUGCUCAACCGGGUAAGAAAUCUUUGCCCAAUGGUUUAGAUUUUCAUUAUGUUGCUGAUGCUACGCCACGCUCUCGCAAACCCAUACAUAUGCUGGAACCGAGCACAUUUGAGAAUGACAAUAAUGAACCCCAAUCGAAUGGCAUUUUACGCACCACUAAGAGUGGAUUGCCUAUUUCGCCUACUAAGACCAAUGCUACAGAAUUCUGGAAACGUUUGGAGGGUUCUGCCCAGAAUGUAAAUACACCCACGCCAGCACCACGUGGUCGAGACAUACAGCGUUCAACUGGUGUAGAGGUAACCAUGAAACCACGUUCUGUAUCUAGCUCCCGAGUGGGAGAAAUGAGAGCCUAUCAAGUGCCGAUGUAUUCUGAGGUUUAUAAGCCCAAAAAUAAAACUUCUCCUGUGCAAAAGACCACGUCCCCCUCGGCCACUGGCGCCGAUGAAGUGGAUAGUGUUAUAUGCGGAACUUUGCAUAUUAAACCUACUCAGGAUAGCAGCAAUAAUUAUGUGGAAAUACGUAACAAAGAUGGCAAUAAGGCCCAAUCCAUGCCCAAUCAUUAUCAUAGACGUUCAGGAGAAAUACCCACUACUCCUAAUAAAUAUGAGGAAUACGUAAAUGAACGCCGUGAGCAACAUCAUAAUCCCUUGUUUGAUGCUCCUCAGCCACCGCAAAGGAAACUAAGUGGUGUACCUCAUAUACCACAGUUGAGUUUUCCACGCAAGAAACCGGCCAACUUGGAAGAGGCCAUUAAUGAAUUGGAAGCAAUUUAUCGUUCUUUGGGACUGACCGAACCAGAACCAGAAGCCAAGAAGGAGCGAGUAGCUACUCCCAAUGAUUUUGAGAAAUAUGCUUUAGCUCAUGCCGAUGAGUAUGAUGACGAAGACUCACCUGCUGGUGAACCAGAUCCAGUACGUGAUGAUGUUGCCUAUCGUAAUAUAAAAUUGGCCAAUUUGCAACAUAAAACAUCGGAAAAACAACCACCAUUUGGUAUCCCAUUGGGACCCAUAGUGCCCGCUGCACAAACUGACUAUUUGCAUGUAACACCGAAACGCAAGGAGCCAGUGGCGUAUGAAACUGCCAAAGCUCCGGAUGUAAUAAAAGAUGAUUUGGCAGUACGGGCUUUACGCAAAGAUCCUGGCGAAAAUAAAGGCAAGUUCCAAUAUCCUUCGGGUAGCUUACUAAAGAAAAAUCGUGCUACACGUACGCAGUCGGCCAAUAUAUAUGCUUUGAUACAGAGAGAUGCAGCCAAACCUUCGGGUGGUGAUUUGCACUCUUAUUUGGAAUUAACUAAAAACCUGGAACGAUCAGGCAGUAUGUCGAAUUUACAUAAAAAUGAAUCGGCUAGUGAUAUACCUACUACUUUGAAACUAUUACAAAGUCUUAGGGAACAGGACAAAGAACAAAAUCAAGUGAAAAAGGUCAAUAUACCUUUUCGACAUCCCAGCCAAGGAGGAGCCAUUUGUCAGCUACCAGAAAAGUUAAACACUCAGGGUCACGACGAGGAAAAGCAGCCCAAACCGAUACCCAUGCCACGUAAAUCUCUUACACCCGAACCGCAAAAUACAGACACCCAUAAAAUGGAGGAAGCUUUGAAUAAGAUAGCUCAAGAUGCUCAAGAGAGCAGCAUAAAAUUGACACAAGAAUUAAAGGAACUAAGAAAAGAGGCGUUGAUUACCGCCUCCAAACCUAAGAAAACCAAUCCCGAGGAAGAAAGAUUAGUCAAGGAGUUACAGGAAAUAGAAAAAGUGUCCCAAGCAGCCAAGAAAUGUGGUGAAAUGCUGUUAGACACCUUGCCCGAUAAUCAUACAAAUGAAGGCGAAGAUAUAGCCAAACCACGUAAACUGCACAAAGAAGAUAAAUUAAUAAAGGCUAUCGAUCAGGUAUCAGAAGCCGCCAAUAAGGUGUGUGAAAAGAUUCUUAAAGACAUAGUAACCACCGAACCACCAGUAGUGGUGCAGGAAGCCGUUCGAGUAACACAAACGCCUACUGAUAGCAAACCAGCAAAAGAGGACAAUCUGGUAAUGCCCACCUUGAUCAAGAAACUAGAUCCCAUUAAUUCGACAAAUAUUGAAGCUAUAGCUAGAAGAUGUAUGCGCCAAUUAAGUGAUUUGGCGGAUGGCCAUGACUAUGACAAUCUUAAUCAAACGGAUAUAGCGGUGGCUACAACGUGUAAUAUGCAACAGGUUACAAAAGACCCAACAACCAAUGAUUUGAACACUUCUAAUCUUACAGAAAUACGUAAACCACCCAGCAGCAACAAACCAAAGCAAAAACAGCAAAUCGAGGAGAUUGAUCAAAUAAUGAAGGAAUGUGAAUAUCAGGCCAAACAACAAGAACAAAAUGCCAAAGUGAAGGCUGUACCGGUAGUGGUAACACAACAUCAACAAGUUGUUAAGGCACCCGGUUCCAGUACCACUGCCUCCUCUUUCUCCUCGUCCAGUGACUGUUUGGCUAAGUCCUCCAGCCCCUCGGGCAGUAGACGUUUCUCGUCGAGUAUUACCUCUUUUAAUCCGUACUCGUCCAGUGAUUAUAUAAAAUCACCCAGUAGUGAUUUUCAUGCACCCAGCACUGAUCCCAUUAAAACCUUCAGCACCACCUCCUACGAUGUACAAUCGACAACCAGUGCUACACCGAAUCUUACCACCAAUAGCACAUUCAGCUAUUCACCUUCACCGCCACCGCUAAAUCUAACGCCCAUCAGCAAUUGCAGUGCCACCAUAGCGUCCAAUACCCAGCGAGGACGUUCUUCUUCGCCAUCUCAAUACAAUUCCUCCGAAGAAUUGGCCAUGAUCUUUGGCAUUGAAGAAAAGUCCAAGUCAGCGAAAAAACUACAAAAUAAUUCAGAAUCCGCUACUGACGUUUCUGUGAAUGACUUAAGUUCAUCAAAUUCAGCCACUGCCAAAACUAGCUGCCAGCAACAACAACAACAACUAACGCAAUUGCAAUCACAACAGGAACCAUCAUCAACAUCUAAACCACAAUCGAGAAAAUUACCCAAACGUUAUCAAGGACAUCAUCCGCACUUUCAUCAUCAUACAGCACCAGCUUACUAUACAGAUCUUCAUCUAAAGAUCCAUACACCCGAAGCUAAAGAUUCGGUUAAUGAAAAUUAUCAAAGUGUCUACCGAACACCAUCAAAACUUAUCAAAGACGAACAUCAAUUUCCGAAAACGACAACAGCUACUCUACCAGCACCACCACUAUCCAUAAGUCCUCAGCAAAAUUUAUCGAAGGAAUUAGAAGAAAAUACUGGAACAUUUUUUCGUGGGGCUUACACUCACAGCGAUCAACAGAGACAACAGAAUCGCAACGAUCCUUCUUUUAUGCCGUCAAACAGAAGAUCGCAGAAACCUAUCAAAGGUAAUAGUAGUUCACCCUCAGAUUUUAUUGUAGACGCAGAUAAUAGUCAUCUACCAUUAGCGGCACCGAUACAGGCGGCCGAUGGUAGUGUAGUUUUUGCUUGUACCAAUUUUAAACCUUGUGUUACAGCCGACGCCGAAUUGCCUCCACAACAGACGGUAACGGGUCGUAGUCGUAAUACUCAGCGUUUUGCAAAUCGUAAACGGGCCGUAAGGGUACGCAGUGAAUCGCGUCCGAUUAGUGCUUUGUAUGAUAUAAUAUGCAAAGAAAAAGGUCUCGAUAUAGCCACCACCACUACAAACGACGAAGAUUCUUCGCCAUCGCUUAGUCACGACGAGGAGAAAGCACCCACCACGAGUAGAUCACGUCGAUCACAUUCACGAUCGGUAUCACGACAAACUAAGACUUCGGUGGUCAGUAGCAAUAAUUCCAAUAUGUCCGGUGGUUUGGCCAAUAAUUCUUCCGGUGGCGAUCACCCUCAGCAGAGAUCAGCUCUGCAACAGAAAAAACGUAACGAUAAAUACUCACCAAAUACUAUUUUUAUCAAUGAUCUCAGCGAUGAUGAUGAAGACGAAAUCCAUCGUUUAGAGGGUGGUUGUUCACGCAAAAACUUCCGCAUGCGUAACUCGCACAAAAAGGGUAAUCUUUGGGAUGAAUUACAACAGACCAAAUCCUCUUCACUACCGCCGGGUCUGGCAAAUCAUAAUAGUCAUGACUCUUUAGUCGACAUAUCAAAAAAGAACAAUAAAGAAACCUUAGUAGGUGUUAAGUCCAGUAGCGGUAGUAAAACUUUGCAAAGUUCUAAUGCUAAUCGUGUAGCACAACCACAAUCGACUUCAUCAAAUCCAUCUUUAUCAUCAAAUACCACCACAUUAAGUGUAGAACCCAUUCACAUGCAUAUGAGUAGUAGUUCGCUACAUGAUCAACCACAUACAGGUGCUGGCACCAACAACACAAACACGACUGCAAUCACCAGCAACCAACAGCUAGAACAAGAUCAGCUGCAGCAACAACAGAAUUCUCUCAAAACUGAUCGUUAUUCUCGUAAACAUAGACGUUUGCGUGACGAUAAACCAAGACGUCAUACUGAUGGUGCCAUAAAACUAUUACCAUCUGAGUUAAAUGAUUUUGAUAGUGAUGAUAUUCAUCAUAGUAAUGAAGAUGAUGAUCAUCAUCAUCUGCUGCAGCAGUAUCAGCGUGAUGAUGGUGUUGUCUAUAGUGAUGAUGAUCAACAUCAUCCUUCACAAUAUCUUGAUUUAAAUGGUGCCGGUCACGAUUUUCAUACUUUAGCUGGUAAUGCCGCUGCAAAUGCUAAAAGAUAUAUAACUCGUUCACAACGUGUACAACAACAACUACAAACAAAUGACUCAAGAUCAACACCAUCCAAUACAGCCCUAUAUGCAAUAACGCAGCAACAGCAACAGGAAAAUUUGAACUCUGAAAUAAGAACAGUUGAAACCAACGGUCAUACGAUUAAAACGAACGGUGAAGAUAAGGAGCAACAACAACAAGAACAAGAAGAAGAAAUGACCAAUAACUCGGGUAAAAAAUCAAAGACAACUGCAAAGACAACAAAAAAUUCAAAAGAAUUAAAAAUAAAUAUUCCACUAACAAGCGACACAACAUCAACAACACCAUCAUCAACUAUUGCAGCAAUACCAGCAGCAGCAGUUGCAGCUGCUGCUCCCGACUCUAAAUGUUCAAGUACUACAGUUCUUAAGCAACGUAAACAAAAUGCAAAUUCUACUAUUACAACAACAAAUUGUACUUCUUCUCCGACUGCGGCUUCAAGUGCAAUUCUAUCACCAUCAUCUAAAUCUCGCAAAUGUCCUCUAUCACCGCUUAUAAUCACAACAAAUGCACCAUUAUUUUCAAACACUUUAUCGUCAUUGUCAUCACCCUCACAGCAAUUGGUGACUUCAGUGCAGUCUCAACCGCAACACUUUGUGAAAUUAUCACCGGCCAGCCCUAUACUGGGUCUGACGCUUUCACCUUUAUCGCCAAAUUCUUCUUCGACGUGUUCCUCGUCAGUGCAUUUAGUGCGUACCACGAAAACCACACGUUUACGUGCCGCCGCACUGGACAAGAAGAAGGACGAAGAGAAACAAUUGCAACAGCAGCAACGUUUUACCUCCCCAACAUCACCUAAACCACAACAACAUCACUCACGUUCUUCACCCUCCAGCAUCUCUUCGGAUAAUCAAAAACUAACCAGUGGCUCAGAAGCAGAACAUCACAAAAUGUCCUCGGCUAAUAGUUCACCCACACAUCGUGGCAACAAAAAGCUGGUACCCUCCGUUUCGGUCUCAAUGAAACAGAAUCUUAGUGAAACCCAUUGCACAGCCUCACGUUCGAAUAGCUUACGCUCGAAUGCCAAUUCACCUAAAUCACCCAAACAGAAAUCACAAAAUAGCAGCACGGAAUGUACGGUAAAAAUUACCGCUUCCCCUAAAGUUAGAACAAAAUCGGCAAAUACCCAAAAAUCAUCACCAUCACACAAUGAAGAUGAUAUCGAUGCUGAUUUUAUGGAAAUUAAUGAUUUACCUGUAAGUCCUUUAGGACCGGAUGACGAGGGUAGUACAGCCACUAGACCACGUUGUUCUACCAUGUAUACCGAUUCGGAUAAAUCGAAAUCAUCACUAAGUAAUGGCGGUCAAAAUAAUGAAAAACUUUUGGAAUUGAGUCCUGUACACAAAAGUAGAACUUCUAAUAGAUCACCUAGACGUAAUGAGGAUCGCGAUAAGUCUUCGAAACGUAAAUCGAAUUUAAAUCGUUCGCAGAAUGAGGAGGCAACACCAGAUGGUGAUGACUCUGCUAUGCGUAGAAGAAGACGCCGUGAAAUGGGCAUGUCACGUCCUUUGGUACCCAAUGAUGAUGCCUCGCUAAAGGCUUUGAUUUCACCACAAAAGACACGUGUGCCAUCACCCACAAAACCAGCCAUACGCAAUGAUUUAUCUUAUCACAUGGAAAUGGCCAGAAGAGGUUUAGAUUUGGCAACUACUUCAGAACGUCGUAGAGCACAAACCGCCAGCCCGAAAAAUAUUAAAGAUAGUCCGUCCCCUAAAUCUUCUUAUCCGCCUUCCAGAAUAAGUAAACGCAGUGAUACUGUGGCCAUAGGUGAAUUGCGCAAGGAACGUUCCUCUGAGGUAAAUCGUAAACUAAAUGAACGUACUCGCACUGGUCUGGAGGAAAUUAUGAAAAUUGUAGAAAAUGUCAGUGAUAGUUGCUCACCAAAUCCUACAAAUGCGAUAGCAGAUUUAACCCAGAGUAUGAAUCGUUUGAGAGCUAGCCAAGAACGUGAGCGUCAAAAUGAAACAGAAUCUCUUAAUUUGCCCUGCAAUAAGGGAGAAGAACAACGCCGACCCUCACCUGUAAAACAUGCAACUUUUGUGCAGGAAGAAUGUAUUUACUAUGAACCCGAUCCUUUAGAACAUAUCGAAAUGUCCAACGGUGAGGCGGAUCAUUUGAAAGGUGGCAUGAUGCGUUCUUUGCGUAUGCUGAAAGCAAAGAGCAUAGAGAGAGAAACGGCUGCUUUUGAACCAGCCAAACUUUCGCCCAUUUUAAGACGUAAAAGUACUGAUUGUCCUCCCAACUCUCUAAAUCAAGGAGCCACCAUAACAGCCACGCCUAACCAUAUCGUUUCAAUACUUAAAAAGAAAGAUCAUCUCUCGGCGGGAGAGUCUAGUUCGGCUUCAAGUAAUGCCUCACCGGUCACCUUUUCAUCAAGUGUCAUGGAUACUCCCUCGAAACAAAAACGAGCUGGUAUACUCAAAAAACGUUCAUCUUUAGAUGAAUCGCGCUACUAUUCACGCUCUCAUUCUCCAGAUGAACGUAGUAUUUUGAUCAAAUCAGCUCGUCGCAAUUCGCUCGAAGAAGUAGCUAAUGGCAGUUCGUCCUCCUCCUCGGCGCAAGGAGCUGGUCAUCAUGGCAUACUAAAACAAAGCAGUUAUGACAGCUCAAAAAGUGAUGGUUGUCCAUCUGCUAGCAGAGAACCUCAGCAACCUCAUAGUAUACUCAAGAAAAAAGACUCUACAUCAACGCCCUCAGAUGGAGCAGAUCAUGCUCCUAAACAUGUAUCGAUCUCUCAAGCUGUGAUUUUAGCUGCAGCCGAACUUUCAGCUGCUGUUGAAACUGGUGAUAAGUUUCCCAAUGAUGACAACUAUACACCUAAUAAUGAAGAGUACGAUAUAAAACCUAUACUUAAACUGGAUUCUUCAGUGGGGGAUGAGUCGGUUAAACCACCUAAACCCAUACUAAAGAAGAAAUCUUCCGGUGAUUCGGAUGAACAUGAAAUAAAACCCAUACUAAAGACUUCCCGCAAGUCAAGUAGGGAGGAAUUUGAAUUUGGUCCUUACUCGGAUAGCGAAAGUCAACAGGAACCCCAAGUUAGGCCUAUACUUAAAACAGACUCACCCUCCAAACGUCGCUCGUUAGGUGAACCCGACACUAGUAACCCACAUCAAGAGAAUGAACAACGUGAGACGUUAUCACCCUUCCUGCUCAAAAGACGUACACGUUCUCUUGAACGUCACGAUCAAGCACCUGUGAUUGAUUUAGCUGCUGCUCUUAAUGCUAUUGCUACCUCACAAGCUCUGCCCACUGAAUUGGUAUCAUCCUUGUCCAACUCGACGGCUGGCUCUAAUAUAUCAGUAGCUGAACGUAUAAAAUCUGUUGAAAAGUUCCUUGCCAAUCAAAGUGGCGUACGAUCAUCGCCGGUUGAAAAUGUAUCGGCAUCAGCUGCAGCUGCUGUUAACACUUCGUGGGAAUCACCGCUACAAAACGAUCCGAAUAGCUCGAAUAAUGCUGCGGGUAGUGUUAAAAUCCUAAAACCCAGUGUCAUAAGACGUGAUCUCUAUAAGGAUAGAUUUAAAACUCAACCUGUGACGAGUGAUGAGAAGAAUUUCUUUAAAAACAACGUGUCUUCUGCCAACGAUACUUUACCUACUGGUUCUGCUUUUAAACCGGCUCAAUCGUUAGAAGGUCUUGGCUUUGCUCAUUUAUCCUCACACGGCAAUCAAUCGCCUAACGCUCCUCCCUCAGCAUUUACCCUAACGCGUUCAUUUACCCAACCGCUCUCUAGUUCGAUAAAUUCACCACCUCAAUCGUCGUCAUCGUUUAAGGCCGGUAUACCAGUUCCUUUACCGCGUAAAUCGCCAGCACGUCUGUCUAGUCUGCUCUGUUCGCAAGACACCGCCAAUUUAACACUUUCGUUUACGGGCGAUUCGGGCUUAUCGUGUAAUAGUAAUAGUGAACGUAUCUUUGAAAUGUCUAGUCUAGAACAAGAUGUUGAUAUGGCUGAAAAUCAAGAGCCAAAAACCCCUUUAAAUAAAGAUUCUUCGGAAUCGUCGGCCUCGUCGGGUGGUGUAGUGCGUACGAAUAGUGUGAGAGCUAGGGCGAAUAUGUUCCAGCAAAUGCAGGAGAAGACGAAUAGUGGCGCGGCCUUGAAUCGGGAGGAACGUACGUCACCGAAAAGAGUACCGCGUCGUUUAUCACCUUCUCCAGCUGUUAAUACGGAUGAACCUAAAACACCAAAUAAUCCUCCUCCAGAUGAUGAAAUCGCGUCAUCAUCUAGCAAACAAAAUCUUAAUCCAAACGAAGCACCACGCCUGGGUGGUAUUUUAAAAUCUAAAUCGGGUUGUGUCGGUUUUAUGCCCAUGGAUUUAAGUAAUGAAUUGAAAAAUCGUCUUAAAUCGUCUAAACAUGCUACCGUUUCGAAUCUAAGUAAAUCGGCUACAACGACAAAUGCCACCUCUUCCUCCUCGUCGUCGUCGUCGUCGGCACAACACAAUGAUGCAGUUAGUUUAGUGCGUAAUCUCACGAAUUUAGGUAAACCUCCGACCCAGUUAAGGGAUCCUUUAAAAAUGGAACCCGAUAUUGCCUCUGCCUCAGAGGGUGAAAGUUCAGGUGGUCGUGAAAUAUCGGAGAUUAUAAAAAAUAGUGCUGUAGCACGUAGGCGUAAAUUUAACGAAGGAAAUCUCAUAGCCAAAAGUAAAAGUCAUUCAUCUAUUGUUGUUCCUCCUCCACCUGGUGGUGUAGCAAUAGGUAUUGGACCACAAUUACCUCCAUUAUCGGGUGGUUUUAUCAAAUUGCGUCAUGUAGGUACAACAUCAGAUCAACAACAAAAAGACUCCGAUCAACAAGAAACAACAAAAGCCUCUGCUACUACAACAAUAAAUCAAUUUGAAACACAACAAACACAAAACUUAACAGAUCAUAAUAAAUUAGAGCAAGAAGAAAUAACAAGACAACCCACAGCUUUGCCAGCAUUUUUACAAGGCGGCCUUAGACGCAGUCAAACGCAAGUCAUGGGUCCCGAUCAACGUUCCAUUUCUAAAACCGGCUCUAUAGCCGAUCGUUUGGCAGCUUUACAAAAAAGUGGUGAAGAUGAUUGGAAACGUCGUAUUUCCAAGCCCGAUAUUGAUGAUAUUAAACGUGAAAAUUUUGUUAAUGAAUCUCUUUCAUUAUCCCACAAUCUCUCUGAUAAGCCUUUAGCACCAUCUCCCUUAAUACCAACUUCUUUGGAGGGUGGCAAAGUCUCUGAUCGUUUGGGUAAAUUGAAAAGUUCUUCGGAAAGUUGGAGAAAUCGUGUUGAACAAUCAGAUGCUGCUAAAUUUACAGUCGCUGGUCGACUUCAAAAGAAGGCCCAAUCACCCGUAGAAUUACAAUUUGAAAGAUCUGCCAAUGAUGCGGCCAAAAAAUGCCCCCUACAAAUUAUACGCAGUGCCAAUCAACCACAAUUGGGUUUGGCUAAAAGUGCCUCCAUGAUGGUUACUACCAAUACGAAUGGUAUUGGUUUGGGUCAAAAAUCUAGUAAUGGUGCUCUCUUUGUACAACGUAGUUUAAGUGUCAAUAAUGAAAAUCCCAAUAGCGCUUCAGAAUCAAAUUCCGCUGCUAGUAAUUCUGAUAGCGAUAAUGAGAAGGAGCGAAAAGAUAAACGUAAUAUUAAUAAUCAGUCAUCUAAUACAACAACAACAACAACUAGUCAGAGUGCACGAGGUGCUCGUGUUGUUAUACCGAAAUUUGAUGAUGAGGAAACAUUCGAGAAAUUCUUUGUAUCAAAGAAAAUACAACAAGAUAAGUCAACACCCGAUGAAGAGGGUAUUGAUAUAGCUGAUUUUGACAAAAUUAAACCCACAGAAAGAUUGGCUGUUAAGCGCUCUAUACAAUUGCCUAAAGGUCGUCGUGCUGCUCGUAAUCCUUUGAGAAAUUUAGCCUCACGCACUGAUAUCACCUCGGAAUAUACAGAAGUUAAAUCGGGCAUAGCCGAAAGGGAAAUGCGUAGAAUUAAGGCGGAAUCAUUUGGUUGCCGUCCCAAUUUAGCUGCCGAAGCUAUUGCCGGCUUAGCAUCGGUGGAAGAUUUUAAGGCAGUAGCUUUAAAAUCCUCUUCGCUGCCACUUAACCAAAUGUGGUUGCCCUAUAAACCACUAAUGUUGCUACAUGUUAAAGGACGUACCCAUGUACAAACCAGACUGGUGGAACCUUCAUACCUCUCCCUCAAUCGCGGAGAUUGUUUCAUAUUGAUAAGUGGCGAUAAGUUGUAUCGUUAUGUUGGUUCCUAUGCCAAUAUAAUUGAGAUAUCGCGCAGCAAAAAAAUCUGUGCCUACAUCUUGGAAAACAAAGACUUGGGAUGUACUGCCACCUCUGAGGUCAUACUAACCGAUGGCAAGUUCAUGAAUGAACGUCAUUGGAAGAUAUUCUGGGAGUUAUUGGGUAAACCAGAAGAAUAUCAAAUACCCGAUAGUGGUCAUGCCGAUGAAGAUGAUCUUUUCGAAGCAAGUCUUAUAGAAACCAAUAAAAUCUAUGAAUUCCAAGAUGAUUCAUUAGUGCCAUAUGAAAAGUACUGGGGUUGUAUACCCAAAAUUGAAAUGUUGGACACCAAAAAAGUAUUAGUUUUUGAUUUCGGUUCUGAAAUGUAUAUAUGGAAUGGCAAGAAUGCGUCUUCAAAUUCCAAGAGGGCCGCCAUUAAACUGGCUCAGGAACAUUAUGAUGAAGGACAAGUGGACUAUUCCAAAUGUUAUAUCAAUCCCAUGCAUUUCUCUAGUAUUGUGGGUUCACGUGACAGUUAUAAAUUUCCCAAACGUUGUGAUAAACGUGGUGAUUGGUGUAUUCUUGGUAAAAUUACUCAAAAUAUGGAGACUUCCUUAUUCAAGGAGAAAUUUGCCGAUUGGCCUGAAGUAGAACGUGAAGAUUUGGAAAAGGACUAUUUAACAAAUAGCGUAAAUUCGGUAAAACCCUUAGAUGGUGCCGCCAUUUUUAAAGGUUCUGCCUAUGAAGAACCCAAUUUAGUAUUGGAACAAUCGAAUUUGGGUCGUGGUAAUUUUUACUAUGACACCGAUAGCAUGCGUCAUUUUGAGAUUAUUUCCAAAUCUUGUGAUAAAUGGAAAAUCAAUGAAUUUAGUUUUGACCAGGCCGAAAAAGCUUCAUAUGGUCAUUUCUAUUCAGCUGAAAGUUAUAUUCUAAAAUGGAUCUAUCAAAUUAAUGUCACAGUGCGUGAGUUAAGUGGUCGUGUUUCCAAUCGCAGCACGGUGGGACGUGAUCGUUGUGUAUACUUCACCUGGCAAGGUAGUGAGGCUUCGGCCAAUGAAAAGGGAGCUGCUGCUCUUUUAACCGUCGAACUGGAUAAGGAAAAGGGAGCUCAAAUGCGUGUAGCCCAAGGUGAUGAAACUACGGUAUUUAUACGUCUUUUCGGUGUUAUGUGUUUGCACAAGGGACGCAAAGAGGAAUGUCUAAAGCGCCGUAAUCAAUGGCGCCUAUACCAAAUUUGUGGCAAUGUAGCUGAAGAGACCCUUAUAAAAGAAGUAGAUUGUCACGGCAAUCAGUUGCGUUCCAGAGCAUCCAUGUUAUUAAUACAUGGUGAAAAGGGUAUCAUAUAUUUAUGGCAUGGUUGUAAAGCUGCACCACACACCCGUGAAGUAGCCAUUAAGGCAGCAGAAAAACUAAAAGAUUCAAAACCUCAAGAUCUCUUUAACACAGAUACAAUCAAUAUUGAAAUUGUUGAAGAACAAAAAGAAUCCAACGAUUUUAAACAGGCUUUAUCAAACGAUCUCUCUCAACCUUUAAAACUCUAUGGCAGUCUCUGUGAAGAGGAUACAAAGAAAUUCUCCUACACUCCCAGAAUGUUCCACUUCUCUAGUACUCAAGGUGUGUUUACAGCCGCCGAAUUGUACUCACCUCUACGUUGUCAAGAUGUUAUAACUCCGUAUCCAUUUACUCAAACACAAUUGUAUAAUGCUCGUCAGCCUACCAUAUUUAUGAUAGACGAUGGUGAUUUAUUGUGGCUAUGGAUGGGCUGGUGGCCUUUGGAGGAUAUUAAAAUUAAUACAGAAGAACGUGGUAGUCCCACUAAUGAAAAUCGAGCUGGUGUAAAUCGCUGGAUAUCCGAACGCCGAGCUGCCUUAGAAACUGCAGUCUCGUAUUGGAGAGCAAAGUUCGGUGACAAUGAAGAAAAACAAUUCCAUGGCAUUAAAGGCUACGUAGUGUGGGCCGGCUUAGAAUCUACCAACUUUAAGGCUCUCUUCCCCGAAUGGUCCGUAAGAGAAGAUGUUAAAGAAAUUAAUUUACAAGAUGGUCGCACUGAUGAACCUUUGCCCAUUGUCGAUGUCUUACAGCAAUUAACCCAAACUGAAUAUCCCUUGGAUGUGCUUAAAGAAAGACCCUUACCCGAAGGCGUCGAUCCAACACGUUUAGAAUUGUAUCUAAAUGAUGAAGACUUUGUUAAAGCUUUAGGUAUAACACGCACAGAGUUCGAACAAAUGCCAUUGUGGAAACAAACCAAUUUGAAGAAAGAGAAAGGUCUUUUCUAAAUGAAUACAAAUGAAGGAAUUGAAAUUUAAACGCACAUUAGGCUGAAACAUUUUUUUUUCAUAUAACUUAUAAAACAACAACUGAUAUACAUAUAAAAAAACAACUCAUAUCCUUUUGAUAUGAGUUGUUUACCAAAAAAAAAAUUGCAAUCAUUUUUUUAUAUAAAAACAAGGCCUUAACACAUAAUUCUUUAUAAUAAUAUAGACAUUUUUUAACACGCUUUACAAUCUUUUCAAAUCUAAAAUGCAAUUCAAACUUUAUACAUUAUGAAGAAAAUAAUUCAUAUAACAACAAAUUAUUUUUUUUUUUUUUCAAAUUAAACAUACCACCAUUUAACAUAUUCAUAACACUUUAUACAUAUUAU
Molecule: messenger RNA, 16215 nt
Organism: Lucilia cuprina (Australian sheep blowfly)
Lineage: Eukaryota; Metazoa; Arthropoda; Insecta; Diptera; Calliphoridae
Gene: Svil
Product: supervillin
Exons: 20
Coding region: 1253-15850 (4865 amino acids)
Biological process (GO): barbed-end actin filament capping; cytoskeleton organization; actin polymerization or depolymerization
Cellular component (GO): cytoplasm; actin cytoskeleton
Molecular function (GO): actin filament binding; phosphatidylinositol-4,5-bisphosphate binding
Source: RefSeq, a predicted model, not a curated record